AUGGAAAAACCAGAUGAAAGUGGAUUCAAUCAAUUGAAGGGAUCGUUUACGCGUGAGGAAACAAGGAGGAGUUUUUCUCAUUCUCAGAAAGAGUCGAACAAGGAUGUGUCGCCUGUAGAGGAUGAUGAAAGUGCGACAGCAGAGGAUGUGGAUGCACAGGAGACACGCCAAAAGAGGUUUACGUCCUCCCUACAAGGGAAUCGGUUUGAAGAAUUGCGACGUUUGCGUGAUAAGGAGCGUGAAGAUGCUAUCCAGAAGGGAUUAAUUGACGACCCUUCCAAACCAAGGCAACUGGAUGAAGCGGUGACCUUUAUAGGUACCUGCCAAGACAUGUGUCCUGAAUAUGAGCGUGAACAGCGUGAAUAUCAAAACAAUUUAGAACGAUGGGAAAUAAAUCCCGAAACUGGCCGUGUCGACAAAAACCUGGCAGUCAAAGCUUUUCAUCGUCCUGCUGCAGGAAACGAACAGGCGCUUCCUUCUGAUGUCCGUCCUCCUCCCGUUUUAAAGAAAUCACUUGAUUACUUAAUUGACAAAAUCGUCUGCGGACUUUAUCCUUUGGACUCGACCCACUUUUUCGUGCGUGACCGAACACGCUCUAUUCGCCAAGACUUUACCUUACAAAACAACCGAGGGUUAGAAGCCGUGGCUUGCCAUGAACGGAUUGCCAGGUAUCAUAUUCUUUGUUUACAUCAAUUGUGCGAAAAGAAAAAUUUUAGUUCACAACAAGAAGUGGAGCAGCUUCGAAAGGUUUUGCAAUCCUUAUGUGAAUUUUAUGACGACCUUCGAAAAGAAGGUAAAUCCAGUCCUAAUGAAGCUGAGUUUCGAUCUUAUUCCAUCAUUACGCAUCUUCGUGAUCAAGAUGUUGUUCGACAGUCUCAAAAUUUGCCUAUCGAUAUCUUCAAUGAUCCCCGUGUACAGUUGUCCUUACGACUGUCAGCCCUUGCUCAAAAAAACAAUGAGCGGGUUGGUCACUUACUUCCCUUAAAUACGGAAGCUACUCCGAAUUUGUAUACUAGAUUUUUUAAACUUGUCAAAUCUCCCUCUGUGACGUACUUGAUGGCAUGCUUGUUAGAAUCCCACUUUACAUCUAUUCGAAAAGGUGCCAUCAAGGCCAUGCGCAAAGCCUAUAUGUCAGUUCAUGCGAAAUUCCCUUGUGUUGAUUUGCAGCGAAUACUCCGGUUUGACACUAUAGGUAAUGUUUUCGACUUUUGCGAAUAUUAUGCUUUGGAGGUUUUUGAAGAAAACGGAGAACCAGUUGUAAACUUAAACAAGGUUGGUUAUUUCGAUGACUCAAAGCCUGAUUCAAUGCAACGCUUUUCCCACGCAUUGGUUGAAUCUAAAUUAAACAAUCGCUCUUUUGCUGCUAUAAUAAAUGGAGAUACUGCCCCGAUAGGGGAGACGAAAUCUCCCGUUUCGAAGGAAAUAAGGCCGAAAUUUCCUGUUAGUAAGCCAACGUUUAAUGUUGAAAAUCCGUCUGUUGCCGGGGAAAAAGGCAGUAACUCAGUUUUGUCUAGAGGGAAACUUAACAUACAUGCACCCACUUUCACCCCCAGCUUUUCUUUUUCUGUCCCCAAAACACCUUUGAAUGCUGAACUUUUUAGGUCCAGUGAUGAGUCAUUACCUUCCGGUGCAGAAAAAGCGCUGAAGCCCUUACCGCCUCCAAGCAUAAAAAAGCCUACUCCUCUUGAAAGAAAACCGGUGUUUUCUUCAAAUGAUGUAAAUUUGAUAUUUCGAUCCAUAGUGGAGCGUACGUUGACUCCGUUAUGUGGCCGGAUAUGCAAAGAAGUUUACGAUGAAUUUAUAAGCGAAACCUCCCAAACAAUUUAUAUGUCAAUGGUAAAGGAUUUAAUACGCCUCUCCAGUUUAGAGGCUCUCACUGUUGAAACCCACAACAGCACCAUAAAAGCAAGGGCAUUUAGUCGUAUAAAACUGAAAGCUCAACAUUGCUGGCUUGAAAAACGAAAACGCGAAAUUCAACGACUAAAAGAACAACAGCAGCAAGAGCACUAUAAAGCUGUUUUGGGUACUUUACUUGGAAGCUCAUGUCUGAAUAGUCGUAGCGCACAUGGUACGCGUGUUUUCAGUGGAGACUAUAAUAUAAAAAAUGAAUUAGCAUCUGAACAGAUUAGACAGGAACAUGAUCGGAUACAGAAAUUUUGGAAGGAAGAAGACAUAGAUUCUUUCUUUAACUUGUUAAGCAAACACGAUUUAAGCUCGCCGUGGCAUCUAUUGAUUUUUAGCGCAUCGAAUAAGCCAUCUAUUUAUCGCUGGUUCAGGUCGAAACUAGGUCUCAAGUGUUCAUCUAAUCCUUCUGUUUGGAGCUUAACUCGCAGAAUUUUGAACAGGGAGUAUACCUUACUAAUGCCGGAUACUAUACUGGAUUUGACUACGCAGCGGAUGUGUUACGGAGCCUGCGUUUAUGACAUGGGUUUGGUUGAGGAUAGUGUUUGCAACUCUUCAUUGAUAUGUAGUGGUAACGGUCGGAAUCCGGAAAAGUAUAAAUUGACAGAUCCUUUAAGAGAUAAUCUUUUCUCUUUUUUACGAGUUGUUUCUGAUCGCACAACGACGAAGUUUCCUCUUUUGCUAGUCAUGUGGACAAAAAGUAAUUAUACCCUAAAAGACUAUGUCGAACGAUUAAGAUUCAUGGACAUCAUUACCUCUUCAUGGUCGGCAGUCAGCAGCAUUCACGUGUUAACCAUAAGGGCUGUUGAAGACGCCACUUUGGGUGAAAGCCUCAAGUUGCUGUCAUCCAACGUUACUUCUGAACAUUCACCUUCAUUUCAAGUCGAGCAAGUUUCUCAAAAUAAUAGAAAGAGAGAAGCUGAGAUUAGAGUAAACAGUAUGCGCAAAAAGCGGCCGCUUAGAAGAACAAUACCUUCGUUUGAGGAGGAGAUUACGGGCAAUCACGAUGAUAUGUCUUAUGUACUAUCCAAUGCAAAAGACGAGACGGAUGAAUUAACGUUACUGCGUGAGAAAAUAAAAAAGGCGCAAGAAGUUUUAAACAAGGUGCAAACAACAAAAUGA
Messenger RNA from Schizosaccharomyces osmophilus, 3024 nucleotides. RefSeq names its product TREX2 complex subunit Sac3 (gene sac3). The record is from RefSeq and is a predicted model, not a curated record. The coding region runs from base 1 to 3024 and encodes 1007 amino acids. Lineage: Eukaryota; Fungi; Ascomycota; Schizosaccharomycetes; Schizosaccharomycetales; Schizosaccharomycetaceae. Gene Ontology annotation, cellular component: cytoplasm; transcription export complex 2; nucleus. The transcript has 3 exons. Gene Ontology annotation, biological process: mRNA export from nucleus.